GGGCAGUCGGCGCGCGGGCCGGGCCGGCGUCCGCUCAGCCUCGCUCGCGCGCGUCGCCCCGGGCCCCAGGGGAUGCCCCCGGCCGGGCGCUCCCAUGGCCGCCCAAGUCUUCAUGUGCUCCCCGCGCCGGCCCAGCAGCCCGGGCCGCCCGGCGCUGCUCCAAUCCCCGGCGCCUGAGGACGACGACGACUCGGACACGGAUGAGCCGUCCCCGCCGCCCGCCGGCGGCGCGGCCACCGCGGCCCGGGCCCACGCGAGCGCCGCGCCGCCGCCGCCCUGGGCCGGGCCGGGCCGCGAGGAGCCUCCGCGCCGCCAGCAGAUCAUCCACAGCGGCCACUUCAUGGUGUCGUCGCCGCACCGCGAGCACCCGCCCAAGAAGGGCUACGAUUUCGACACGGUCAACAAGCAGACGUGCCAGACCUACAGCUUCGGCAAGACCAGCUCCUGCCACCUGUCCAUCGACGCCUCGCUCACCAAGCUCUUCGAGUGCAUGACCCUGGCCUAUAGUGGGAAGUUGGUGUCUCCAAAGUGGAAGAAUUUCAAGGGCCUGAAGCUCCAGUGGAGAGACAAGAUCCGGCUCAAUAACGCCAUCUGGCGGGCGUGGUACAUGCAGUAUUUGGAGAAGCGCAAGAACCCUGUGUGCCACUUCGUCACCCCACUAGACGGCUCUGUGGACGUAGAUGAGCAUCGCCGGCCAGAGGCCAUCACCACAGAAGGGAAGUACUGGAAAAGCCGCAUUGAGAUCGUGAUCCGGGAAUAUCACAAGUGGAGAACCUACUUCAAGAAAAGGUUACAGCAGCACAAGGAUGAAGACCUCUCCAGCCUGGCCCAGGAUGACGACAUGCUCUAUUGGCACAAACAUCAGGAUGGAUGGAAGACCCCGGUCCCAAUGGAGGAGGACCCGCUGCUGGACACAGACAUGCUCAUGUCAGAAUUCAGCGACACACUUUUCUCCACACUCUCCUCGCACCCGCCGGUGGCCUGGCCCAACCCACGGGAAAUAGCACAUCUGGGAAAUGCAGACAUGAUUCAGCCGGGGCUGAUUCCUUUGCAGCCCAAUCUGGACUUCAUGGACACUUUUGAACCUUUCCAGGACCUCUUUUCUUCCAGCCGCUCCAUUUUUGGCUCCAUGCUGCCUGCACCUGCCUCAACAUCUGCACCAGAUCCCAACAGCCCACCUGCUCAGGAGAGCAUCCUGUCCACCACCUCUCUCCCUACCGUGAGCCUCCCUGACAGCCUCAUCUCAUCCCCUGCAGCCACUGCCCUGGACCCCACGGAUAGACCAGGCUGUGAACGCACGUCCCAGCCUGAGGACCCCUUUAUCCAGCCUGCAGACUUUGGUCCCUCUGCACCCCCGCUGAGUGUCCCGCAGCCUUUCCUCCCCGUGUUCACCAUGCCUGUGCUCUCGCCCAGCCCCGCACCGACGCCCACACCCCCUGCCGUGCGGCUAGUCCCUCCUGCCGCCUCCCUGAGCCCCCCGACUCCACCCGCCUUCCUGCAGCCACAGAAGUUUGCUGGAGCCAACAAGUCCCCUGCUGUCACUGCCCACACGGCUUCCACCACCCUCACGCACGAUGCCUCUGCCACCUCCUUCAACCAGGGCCAGGGCCUUGUCAUCACCCCUCGCCACCCCGCCCCCUCCCCACCCCCCUGUGGCCUGGCACUGUCUCCAGCCACCCAGCAGCCAGCUGUUGGGCCUCCCCAACCCCGUUUAACUUUUGUACAUCCCAAACCUGUAUCCUUGACUGGAGGGAGGUCCAAGCAGCCCCCCAAAAUAGUGCCUGCUCCCAAACCAGAGCCUGUAUCCUUGCUGUUGAAGAAUGCUCACAUCGCCCAAGCUGCCUUCUCAGGACAACCACAAGCAGUGAUCAUGACAGGCCCUCUGAAGAGAGAAGGGAUGUUGGCUUCUACCGUGUCCCCGUCUAAUGUGGUCAUCACGCCUGCUCCCAUUGCCAGGGCUCCUGGAGUCACAGAGUUCCCCAGGGGCAUCCUGGUGACAGACCUGGGCCAUGCCACCAGCAGCCAGCCUUCCCCCGUCUCCCGGCUCUUCUCUCCAAGCACAGUUCAAGACUCCCUGGUGAAGGGCGAACAGGUCCCGCUGCAGGGGGGCAGUCCCCAGGUCCCUGCCGUGGGUUCCAGUCGUGAUGGCCCGAACUCAGGGCAGGCCUCUCCGCGUGCUUCAGAACACAGCCCCAGUCCUCAGUCUCCCCAGGACAGCUGCUCAGGGAAACACUCUGCAGGUCUCAAAAAUGUGGCUGUGUUGAAGAACCGGCAGAUGAAGCACAUUUCAGCCGAGCAGAAGAGGCGCUUCAACAUCAAGAUGGGUUUUGACACCCUGAACAGUUUGAUCUCUAAUAACUCCAAGCUGACCAGCCACGCCAUCACGCUGCAGAAGACGGUGGAGUACAUCACCAAGCUGCAGCAGGAGCGCGGCCAGAUGCAGGAGGAAGCGCGGCGGCUGCGCGAUGAGAUCGCCGAGCUCAAUGCCACCAUCCUCUCCUGCCAGCAGCUGCUCCCUGCCACAGGAGUCCCCGUCACCCGGCGCCAGUUUGAUCACAUGACAGACAUGUUUGACGAAUAUGUAAAGAGCCGGACCCUGCAGAAUUGGAAGUUCUGGAUCUUCAGUAUCAUCAUCAAGCCGCUGUUUGAGUCCUUCAAGGGGAUGGUGUCCACCAGCAGCCGGGAAGAACUGGAGCGGACGGCACUGUCCUGGCUGGACCAGUACUGCUCCCUGCCCGUCCUCAGGCCAACGGUGCUGAACACCCUCCGGCGUCUGAGCACCACCACCUCCAUCCUCACAGACCCGUCCCAGCUGCCAGAGCAGGCGGCAGAGGCUGUGACCAGAAUUGGCAAGAGAUCGGGGGAGUCUUAGCAGCGCUUAGCGGGCACGUGCCACACAGGAUGCAGAAGAACCUUUCCCGCCGUGGAGAGGAGGCUGCACCCCACGCCUCUCCUGACACAGAGCUUCAGGCCUCCCUCCAACUCUGCCAGGCCACUGGCUGCUCAAACACCGUGCUCAGGUCUGAAGCAGGUUCGGGUCCUGCCAACGGCAAUAGCCCAUCUUUGGGAACCCUUUGCUGUAAACUCUCACUCAGCGACCUCAGUCACAACCACCACUGCCCUUGGGGCAGCCCAGACGGGAACACAGCAGUCCCAGUCCCGACCUGCUGGCCUGCAGGGCUCACGGAAGGAGAUGGGGCCAAGGAGGCAGCAUCUGCUCCUGGCGCUAGGAACCAGGUCCCUUCCCAGUCCCUGUCUGUCAUGUCCUGGGUGGUUGUCUCCUCUGAAGGAUUCCUGCACCUGCUCUGGCCCACCCCUGGGGCACGUGGAAGGCGUCUCCCUUCCUUCCUCACACUCUGACCUUGCAGACACUCGGACAGCCGCUCAGGCCGCUGCACGGCCGCUGCCUGGGGAGCGCCAGAGCUCACGUGCGGACGCGGGCGGGCGGGGGAGUGCACAGAUGCGAAGCUGCUGCCCUGGCUGGGGGCCUCCCCGGUGGCGGCUCCUCUGUUCCCAUUCAGCUCCACGUGGCAUGGCGGGGCAGCACCCCAGCACUGCGGCUGGAGAAUCGGGGUGGCGGCUCGGCCCGGGGCUUUGCCAGGCGUCACCUCACAGAGUGGCCCUUCCACCCUGUUCUCCACCUGCGUCCACACUCAGCCUUGGGCGAGCCAGCAGUGUCCAGCGGACAUGUGUGACCCUUCGGGUGAAGCGUUAGCAAGGCCAGACUCUGUGGUGUUUCCAUCAGCCUGGUCAUCUUGUCUGCAUUGUUCAAACUGUAACAGUUCUCGGACCAAAGACGUCACACGCCCAGAGACUGUCCUGUCCUGUGUUUGGAGGAAGAACUAGAAUGUCUACAAGCGGAACUCUGAGGUGGCCAGCUCCAGCUGUCCCUACGUGUCUCCCAGACCAGACAGUAGAGAGCUCACCCAGAGUUGAGGUGGAGGGGACCCGGGAGCAUCGGGUUGUUUCCGAGUGGGAACUGUAGUAGGGAGGGUUCCGAGGAAGGGCCCCGAAGGGUGGUCCGGGCCAGACCCCACCGAGUCUGCGCGAGCAGCUGCAGGUGAAGGGCGCUCCGGCACUCAGGAAGCCGGCCAAGGGUGCCUCCUUGUGGAAAGAAUGUGCUUUUGUCGUUUUGCUGUGAAGUUCAAGGGCCAGCUGGCUCUGUCCUCACCAGAAGUGGAGAAGACAGUACUGGGCAGACUAGCAGACCGGGGUGGGCUUUGAGGGAGCUCGGGGGCUCUUUGAGGGGGAACCGUGGCUACCUCCUGAAGUUCCAAUCCAUUAGGAGGCUCCCCCUGGUAACUGGAGGCCUGAGGGCUGUGCCCAGAGGGUGGCCAGCCCCGCCUCAGCCUUGGGUGAUGGAGGCUGGAUGGGGUUUCUCUCCCUGUUGCCAUCCGAGCAGCUACCUCUGCCACAGGUCGCCGACCUGUCACCUGCUCCCUGGUCUGUGCUUCAAGCUUGUACAAGAGCAGUGUGUGGCUACCCUGUCAGUCUCCCCAGAAAACAAGUUUACAGGCCUUCUGGAUCCCUCUCCUGAGGGCAGGCUCAAGACAAGGCUGGGCUGGUUCUCCACCCCACUGGGACGUGGUAGGAGAACGUCUCUACCCCCAGGGUGAGCCCCAAGCCCCUUCACAAGGGGAAGGCCACUGUGUGAGACCCCGCCAGGGCCAGAGGGACGGGGGACACGUCCGCAGCUGCGAGGCUCACGGGGGCUCGUGCCCGGCCCUCCCCAGACCUGUGCCUUCAGAGACCACGUAGGUGGCCACGGCGCGUGGCCCCGCCUAGACCCUCCUGAAUCCGUAGCUUUCUCCCAUCUCUUUCUGGGAGUCUUUUAAAAAAAAACUCCAUGGGAUAUAAAAUCGGCCUCUUGCUUGUUUGGCCUACCUCUCUCCCUCUCCCUUUUGCUGAUUUAAUGUUCAGAUUCUGUUUUGUUAAAUAUUUAAGGCUGUUAGGAUGUAUGUGACUUUGAAGGGUGUGUGUGUGUGUGUGUGUGUGUGUGUGUGUGUCUGGCUUGUGUCUGUUCUGAGAUACCUACUUAAAUCCAUUUCUCUUGGUGCUCACCGUUGCUGCGGCUGCAGGGCCACAGAGCUGUUUCUCUUGCUGCAGGCACGAUUGCUGCUUGUCCCGAGGUUUUCUCGUCUGGCAGUCUGGCUGAUGGACCUGGACAGGCACGAGGGCCUCUUGAGCUCCGCCUAGGGUCUCCAGCCAGGGCGUGGGGAAGCCGGGGCAGUUCGCCAGCAGCCUGCAGCGGACACUGUGGGGCUGGCUUGUUUACACUCAUUUCACUCCCACUCUUGUCGUUACUCCCGUAAAAAAACUUUAAAAUGCUGACACUUUGGAGAAUGAGAAAAUCAAUCUGAAAAGGAGAAAAAAAACACCCUGUCUGGCACAUCAGUGUCUGCAAGUAUUUCUGUGAAAUCUUUCUGUGCCAUCAGCCCUGCACCCUGCUGCUCGCCCUCAGUGAGCGUGGUGCAGAGGCAGAGCGGCCCCGUGGGGCUUUCUGGAGGGUGAGGGCCUGCCCCUCCAGCCUCAGGCGGGUCACACACCAGCUGGCUCCCCUCAGGAGGUCCCCAGCCCUGUGGCAGAGGUUUUCACCGCGUGGCUGGAGGGAAGUCGUCCCCACGUCAGAAGUUAGUGCAGGGGGAGGGGGUGAAAUCCCAGCAUGCCUUGUUCCUGGAGCCUCUAGGAUGAGGGGUGGUCAGGGGUUGCCAUGGGGAUCCUUGGGCGCCCAGCUUCCGUCACGUCCUGUCCUUACGACCUGACUCUGCUUUCCCUUUCCAGAGGUCAGGCCUGAAGGUUUUUUGUGUUUUUUUUUACUGUGGCAAAUACUUUGGCACCCCAGGAUGGUGCCAAACUCCUUUGUCCCACCCCAGAUGAAGGGGUGUGGGAAGGGUGACAUUGCCUGAUCCUGGCACACCCACCUGUAGAAGGGGCCGCGCGCUCCUGUCUCCAUGUGCAGUCCUGGCCGACUUCACCCAGCUUCCUCUCAGGCUGGGCCUCCUUCUUUGAGAGGCCCAGCUUCCCACCUAGACGAUCAUGGGACAGCAGGGUUGUUUUAAGAUCCCAGGUGAUGACUGUCCAGCUGGACGAUCGCUCAUCAGAGGAGCGGGGGCUGUCCGCCCAUGGCCAGCAGACUCGCUGAGUGCAGGGGCUGGGCCAUGGGCCGGCCGGCCUCAGCUCAGUGUUGAUCUGCCCAGGCAGGCAGACCGGGGCGUGGCCUUAGCACCCUCCCACGCAGCAGCCCUCCCCCCCGUGGGUCCCUGGCCCCUCGAUGUUCCUCCCCCCGCCUGGGGUGUGCGUUGGGCUGCUCUUUCUGGUGGGAGAAUUGCCUUUCCCUAGAGAUGCCCUGCUUCCCAUUAGGCUCUGUGGUAGGUGAGCCCCCCUCCCCCCGACUCCUUACACUUAGCUUUGCAAAGUGUUCCUGGCUGGGCCUGGUUGGGAUGGGAGUCGGGAGCACCCUGACGUGGCAGUCUGGGGUCACUCAGGCUCCCUGGCAGCUGCAGGCCCUGGUUUUGGGCUUGGUGCCCUGAUGCCUCAUGUAUUAAGAUUUUCCCCAUAUCUCCGGGGAUGAGGUGGGGGGAUGGGGAGGAGGGUGUCAAUGAGGAAAAAAAGGAGAAACGGAGAAACAUCUGUAACAAAAAAUAAAAUAAAAAAUAAUCAUAGGUUUCCCCAUGCCUGAAUGCAGGGAAGGGGAGAGGAGAGCGAGGCUUGAGGGGGGAAGGGCUUGGAAGCUCAGCGUGUCCGAACCAUUCAGUAGCGGCCUGGUCUUGGCCCGCUCAGCAGGUGUUUGUGGUCGGAGGGUCCAGAAAAAGGGAGAAGUCUGAGGAGCCCUGAGUCCACCUGGCUCAACUACCCAACUUUCUUUCCCUUCUGAGAACUUGGCUUUCCUGGCUCACUACACAGGGGCUGUUCUCUUGUCAGGGCUUAUGAAAAUCCGCCUCGGAGAAAGAAAAGGGAACUUUUUUUAUAUUGAAUGUUGGCUUGGAGUGUGUGUGUGUGUGUGUGUGUGUGUGUGGAAUUUUAUUUUUGUGAAAUUCCUUUCCAAUUAUGUAGCAGAAUUCACCUUCAUCUCCCAAACUUUGGGUUCCACAGACCACCUUGGGGUUGCUAAUUUGAAGAUGCUCUUCUGCAUUUCUGAGCAGCGCUGUGCUGCUCUCAGGAACGGAGGUUGUGGAGGGUUGGGAGGAACCGAAGUUUUGUACGUUUCCAUAGUUUCCAUCCUGCAGUGCAAAGGUGUG
This is a messenger RNA of Molossus molossus (Pallas's mastiff bat), 7238 nucleotides long. It is a transcript of the gene MLXIP, whose product is annotated as MLX interacting protein. Gene Ontology annotation, molecular function: protein dimerization activity; RNA polymerase II cis-regulatory region sequence-specific DNA binding; DNA-binding transcription factor activity, RNA polymerase II-specific. The transcript is spliced from 17 exons. Gene Ontology annotation, cellular component: nucleus. NCBI's taxonomy places the organism in Eukaryota, Metazoa, Chordata, Mammalia, Chiroptera, Molossidae. Gene Ontology annotation, biological process: regulation of transcription by RNA polymerase II. The record is from RefSeq and is a predicted model, not a curated record. Bases 95 to 2872 code for a protein of 925 amino acids.